Molecule: messenger RNA, 339 nt
Organism: Sordaria macrospora k-hell
Lineage: Eukaryota; Fungi; Ascomycota; Sordariomycetes; Sordariales; Sordariaceae
Biological process (GO): proton motive force-driven ATP synthesis
Molecular function (GO): proton-transporting ATP synthase activity, rotational mechanism
Source: RefSeq, a predicted model, not a curated record
AUGAGCUUCGUCACCCGCCGUGCGCUCUCUACCCUCAUUCCCCCCAAGGUCGCCUCUCCCAAGGCCCUUGGCGGUGCUCCCGAUGCUGUCGCCAUGAAGCGCGUCGUCUCCUUCUACGAGAAGCUCCCCCGCGGUCCCGCUCCCGAGAUCAAGGCUUCCGGCUUCUGGGGCAAGUACCAGGCCAAGCACUUUGGCAAGAACCCUACCGCUAAGCCCAUCGUUCACGCCAUUGUCGGUCUCCUGAUCGUCGGUUAUGCCCAGAACUACUACUUCCACCUCCGUAAGUUUUCCCGAUCAACCCAACUUGGACUGUCAAUUUUUGGACAGUCCAGGAACUAG